AGGCCCAGAAAAGAAAUUUACAUGAAUCAUACUAAAUAGUCUCUUUUCUUUACUUGAUUUAUUGGUAAUAUUGAUGAUUUGCAGGAUAGUAUAUACUGUGCCAAUAUUUUAUGCAUUUUACAGACUUACAAAAAUAUCAUUAUAUGCCAAAUUGACCUUAAAAUUAGAGAAUCAUAGGCUAAUUUAACCAAUAGUAGUGUUUUGAUUCCAAAAUUAGCCUAGGCAGACAUGAACUUAGCCUAUCUCAGACAAUAUUUGCCAGAAGCAAGACUCGAACAUGACAAGGGAUAUGGGCUGAAAUUAUGAUUUCUGAUGGAAAAAAGCUGUAUGCUGAUUGCUUUAGCCUCCAGGACAUUGUAUAUUGUUUGUUACUGGGGAAAACAUUAAUAUACCUGUGUACCAAUGUAACCCCAGUGCACUUCCUAUGUAUUUAUAAUGAUCAGUUUCUUUAUCUUGCAGAUAAUUCGUGAAGCACCAAAUGCAGACUUGUUGAGAGGUCCUUGGAAAUUAAAGUUACAGUCCAUAAUUGUCGAAAGGAACUAUUUUUUGGUCUUGUUGGAAAUUUGUUAAGACUGUUGUGCAUUUUAUUUUUCUAUAACCUGUUUUGUUAUAAAUGAUCACUGGUAAUGUGUGAAGGAACAUGUUUUCUAUGUAUCGAGUUAACUUUCCUCAAUAGCAUACUCUAGAUUCUCCCUCAGAAGAGCCUUCCUUUCUUUGACAGUUUUGAUUAGCAUCAGGAUUUUGGGAAAUGCAUGUUGUUUAAUGAUACUACAUGGAACAAUACAAAUGGCAACUUUUAAAGUGUUUGAGGCAACAGUAAAUUAUUGUACGUGUAUUUAACAAAUUUAAACAACAAGUAAAAUUUGUUUUGAAUAUUAGAUUCAUACAUCAGCAGUGAAAUCUGGUUGUAGUCCUUCAAGAUAUUGUACUUAAUUAUUAACAUAUUUAUUGAGUAAUUAUUUGUAAACAAUUUCAUGUUAAGAGUUGUGAAUUGAACACAUUGGUAUAAAGAACAGGACGGGACAUAAGGCUAAAAUGAAUCCAGGACAUUCUUUAGAACUUCCUUUGAAAAGUGAAACUGAAGGUGCAUUAUCACUACCUUCCAUAAAUCAAGAAAACAGCAACAUGGCUGUCUAUAGUGGAACCAGUGAUGGAGACUUUUUGUCUCUGGAUCCAUUGAUGGACAUCAAAAUAGAACCAGAGGAAUUUUAUGAGUCUAAUGAAGAUGAUGAAUAUUCAUAUGAAAUGAAUUCAAUAGUGAAUGAAAAACAUCCACAAACUUGCAAAAAGGAAGUAAAACAAGAAAGAAGGAAUAGUCACAAUGGAGAGAAGCCUUUCAGAUCAACUGACUGUGAGAAAACAUUUUACAAGAAAAUUAAUCUUACAAAUGAUAUCACAAAUCCUACCAGAGAGAAAUUCAUAUGCAAUGACUGUGGGAAAGCAUUUUCCUUGAAAUAUAAUCUUAUAGUUCAUAUGAGAAUCCAUACGGGAGAAAAGCCAUUCACGUGUAAGGAAUGUGGGAAAGGAUUUUCCUUGAAAAAUCAUCUUACAAGUCAUAUGAGAAUCCAUACUGGAGAGAAGCCAUAUAUAUGCAAGGAAUGUGGGAAAGCAUUUUCCCAGAAAUCAAGUCUUACAUGUCAUAUGAGAUGGCAUACUGGAGAGAAUCCAUUCAUAUGCAAUGAAUGUGGGAAAUCAUUUUACCAGAAACCACAUCUUACAAUUCAUAUGAGAAUCCAUACUGGAGAGAAGCCAUUUAUGUGUAAAGAAUGUGGGAAAGCAUUUUCCCAUAAAUCAAGUCUUACACUUCAUAUGAGAUUUCAUUCUGGAGAGAAGCCAUUCCUGUGCAACGAAUGUGGGAAAUCCUUUUACCAGAAACCACAUCUUACAAUUCAUAUGAGAAUCCAUACUGGAGAGAAGCCAUUUAUGUGUAAAGAAUGUGGGAAAGCAUUUCCAUGGAAAGAUGAUCUUACAAUUCAUAUGAAAAUCCAUACUGGAGAGAAGCCAUAUAUAUGCAAGGAAUGUGGGAAAGCAUUUUCCCAUAAAUCAAGUCUUACACUUCAUAUGAGAUUUCAUACUGGAGAGAAGCCAUUCCUGUGCAACGAAUGUGGUAAAUCAUUUUACCAGAAACCACAUCUUACAAUUCAUAUGAGAUUCCAUACUGGAGAGAAGCCAUUUAUGUGCAAUGAAUGUGGGAAAGCAUUUUCCCAGAAACCAGAUCUUACACGUCAUAUGAGAUUGCAUACUGGAGAGAAGCCAUAUAUGUGCAAGGAAUGUGGGAAAGCAUUUUCCCACAAACAGAGUCUUACACAUCAUAUGACAUUGCAUACUGGAGAGAAUCCAUUCGUAUGCAAGGAAUGUGGAAAAACAUUUUCCCAGAAAUCAAGUCUUACACGUCAUAUGAGAAUCCACAUUGGAGAGAAUCCAUUCAUGUGCAAGGAAUGUGGGAAAGCAUUUCCCAGGAAAGAUAAACUUACAAUUCAUCUGAGAGUCCAUACCAGAGAGAAGCCAUUCAUGUGCAAUGAAUGCAGGAAAGCAUUUUCCAAUAAAUCAAGUCUUACACGUCAUAUGAGGUUGCAUACUGAAGAGGAAAAAGAAACAACAUGA
Molecule: messenger RNA, 2604 nt
Organism: Macrobrachium nipponense
Lineage: Eukaryota; Metazoa; Arthropoda; Malacostraca; Decapoda; Palaemonidae
Product: zinc finger protein OZF-like
Exons: 3
Coding region: 1036-2604 (522 amino acids)
Biological process (GO): regulation of DNA-templated transcription
Molecular function (GO): RNA polymerase II cis-regulatory region sequence-specific DNA binding; DNA-binding transcription factor activity, RNA polymerase II-specific
Source: RefSeq, a predicted model, not a curated record